UAAAUUGAGUCAAACUUGUAAACACUUUACACUUUUCCUCUUAUAACUGCUGACAAACAGCUGUUCCUGAUCGCGGUCACUCUUUUUACACUUUCUCCGCAUUCUUAUUGUUUUUCUAAGUCAGAAGUUUAUUCUUUCCACACGUUUUCAUUGCAAUGAAUUAUCUUAUUUUACUUGCCUUUUUGGCAAUAACUUUGACUGUUUCAAACGUGGAAGGCGCCAAGAAAAUGCAUUCGGAUACGUCAAAACCACUCUGCGGACUUUGUGUUAAUGUUGUAAAGCAGCUCGAUCAGGUUUUGGAACACGGAGGUGAUAUUGAAGCGGCAGUUGACAAAUUUUGCAAAGAAGAUGUUCCAUCAUUUAUGGUUGAUAUGUGUGAAAAGGUGAUCGAGAAGAAUUUGGAAUACAUUAUCAAUAAACUGAAGGAUCACGAAGAAGCCGAUAAGAUUUGCACUGAUAUUCUUCUUUGUCGCACUCCAAAACAAUAUUAUUUCUUGGAAACUCAGAAGUAACUCGUAAUUUUUUUAAAUAAAUAUUUUUGAAAUAAUAAAUUUGCAUUUAUAACU
Molecule: messenger RNA, 566 nt
Organism: Caenorhabditis elegans
Lineage: Eukaryota; Metazoa; Nematoda; Chromadorea; Rhabditida; Rhabditidae
Gene: spp-15
Product: Saposin B-type domain-containing protein
Exons: 2
Coding region: 156-512 (118 amino acids)
Source: RefSeq, marked reviewed